AUGGAGGCAAUGAGCGGGCUGCUGGGCCUGGUGUGCCGGCUGUGGCUGGCCGUCUGCGUGAUCCGGCUGAAGGCGGAUUUGAUUACCCACUUAAAUCUUCCAAAACCAGACAUUCCUUCCACCCCGUGCGUCUUUCCAUUCACCUAUGCCGACGUGACGCACUACAACUGCAUCUCUGUCCACAGCGACUUUGACUGGUGUUCUCUGGACGGUCAGUUCCAGGGCAGGUGGCGGUACUGCCUGUCCAGUGAUCCCCCCCAGUGCACUUUUCCCUUCUUCUUCAAAAAGAAGGUCUUUUACCAGUGCACCAAGGAGGACUACAUUCUGAACCGGAGCUGGUGUUCACUGACGAAAAACUACAACAAAGACAAGAAAUGGAAGCAGUGUUCCCCUCGGAAGUAA
This is a messenger RNA of Lepus europaeus (European hare), 402 nucleotides long. Its product is annotated as binder of sperm protein homolog 2-like. The transcript has 4 exons. Gene Ontology annotation, cellular component: cell surface. Bases 1 to 402 code for a protein of 133 amino acids. The record is from RefSeq and is a predicted model, not a curated record. Gene Ontology annotation, molecular function: heparin binding. NCBI's taxonomy places the organism in Eukaryota, Metazoa, Chordata, Mammalia, Lagomorpha, Leporidae.